GGGGAGGUUAGAUAUUAUAGCAGGGUUGAGUUUAACUAGCAGCUGCUUUUACGAACUGAUGAAAUGAUAUCAGUUUUAACAGCCCAGCCUGACAUUUUUAUACCACUCUUUCACUGAUGAGAAAAUGUUGUGGCUAACUAAAGCCACAUAGCGUGAGGCACUCACAGUAGUAUGUGGAUUUAUGAAUUUCAUUUGGUAGUUUGACAUUUUCAGCGAAACAAUAUAACAUCCUGUUACAAAACUCUUACUAAAGCUAAAAGUAAAGGGAUGCAAUAACAGAUCAUGUUUGACUACCUUCUAAGGUUGUCAUUAUGCAUUAUGUCUGAAACCAGAGAAAGACAAAUUGCCGUUACAAGGAACUGCCUGUAGAGUGAUGGCACUCAACCAUAGCCAGUUCAGGAACCAACUUGACAAACUUCUUUUGUUUGCAAGAGCCACGUUAAAAACACCUUCUAAAUGUGCACUGAAUGUUGGAUGAAAGUGGUGUCACCUUAAUUUGAUCUUUUAAGCUGUAUGAUUACACCACUACAAAGCACCUUUACAUACCAUUUGGCUUGGAUAAACCCAACUUCCUGUAUAAAUGUUUGUUACUCAUCCUCAUAUGUCUUUGCUUUCUCACCUGUGUGUUAGUGACAUUUAGCCCAAGGUCAACUUUGACUGGUUAAUCAGCACAUAGAGUUGAGGUCACAGUAAGUACAUUUAAGUAUGUACAGUAAUAAUUAAGCUACAGUGGGUUUCGUGAAGGAAAGCUACAGUCCUCAUCUGUCCAAGCACAAAUAACACAAUCCAAUAUGCAAAUAUUUAAAAGGAUUAAAUGCACCUUUUGCAUUCAUUGCAAGCACACAACACAGAGCCCAAAUGUAGUACGAUAACUUGUAUAGUUCAUUUUAGUUUAGUGGUGUUAACAUGAACAAAUUUUCCAAGCCUUUCCAAAUUGUGGCACCCUUGGUUCUCAACCUUGCACUUCAAAAGUUUGAAGUUAGUUGGACUAAAGCAAUUUAUUGUCCAUCACUGGUCAAUCUCAGUUUUAAAAAGAUGGUCACACUUUAGUUUGGGGGCCGGUUCUGACUAUUAACUAGCUUUUACUAUGACAUUGCCUCAGUAAACUUCAGUAAAGUUGUUAAAUUUAGGUAUGGGGUUGGAUUAAGUGAUUCAUGCAGAAUAAGGCAUUAACUUGUGUUUUAUUAGGACUACUUAAUAGUCCUAAUAAAAGUCCAAAGUUAAUGAAGAAUUCAGUGUCUCUGAAUUUAAUAAUGAAAUGCCUUUAACUGAAAAUUGAGUGUUUAAUCUUAUCAUUAGACAUUACUGACACUCUAUCCUCUAAUUUGAUACUGUUAAGUGCUUUGACACAAUCUGUAUUGUUAAAAGCGCUAUAUAAAUAAAAGGUGACUUGACUACUAAAAAGCCAAUAUGCUAGUAAUAUGCAUGCAAGCAACAAGUUAAAAGUGAGAAUUGGUACCUAAACUAAAGUGUCACCAAAAAGACAAUUCUUUGCUUUAGUACAACUAAAAUCAAACUUUUAAAGUGCAUUUAAACAUACUUUGUGAUGUGAUUCACCAAUGUGAUUCAUGUGAAGGUAAAGUACCAACGGUGGCACAGCUUUGGUCAGAAGUUCUUUUUCCUGAAGCAAACUGAUGCAUUACAUCAUAACAUCUGGCGUAGCCAAGUCACGAAAUAUCCAGGCACCAGGCUCAGUACCUUCAAGGGGCAAUCCAUAAACUAUUACCAUCAUGACCUUUGGCAAGACACUUCAGCCUGGUUUGCUCUGAAGGGAUUUUUGCAAUAAUUGGUGUACUGCAAUUUGCUCUAGAUGAAAGCUUCAGCUUAAUGACAAUUCAAAGCAAAUUAGACAUCUGAACAGGCUAUGAAAACAUUAGAUAAAACCAAUACAAAAAGCAAUAAGUCACUGUCAAUGUGAAUUAACGGAGUACUACAAGAGUACAAAAGUAUGAUUGGAAACCAUCUGACUUUAAAACACCAAACAAGUUGGAUGUAUGGUAAAAUCCUUAAGAGUAACUGCACUGAAAAUGCACUCAAAAAUUUUCCAGGUUCUUGAUAAAGCGAAUAAGAUGGAACUGUGGUUUAACCUUGACCCCCGUCUUCUUCCUUUGUGUUGCAGCUAUUGAGGGUUUAUGAAGCGGCAGUAAGUGGGACUGCAAACUCCAGCCUACUGAAAGGAGCAGAAGAGAAGCUAAGCGACAGCAUGAGCCCACAGCCAUGGCUAGGCUGACCCAGCAUGCACUUCUCUCUCCUCAGGAUGCCCAAUGUCACCAAGAAAGAGGGAGGGAGAGAUCGAGAAAUGUAAAUGGCCAGUGCUCCAUCACUGGUCCAUCUCAAGGAGCUUAGCGACUGCGGUUGCUUUCCUUUCACGAGGACUCAGCGAGCCGCUCAGUCCCUCAGGCAACAGGGAGCACUUUUCAGCUCCCAUAUAAAACAUCCUCCCCCUUUACCCCUUCAGAGCAGAGUGACACUACAAAAUUAACUCAAGGGCGAGAGAGGCAGCCCAUCCAUUCAUUGUGAGAUUCACUCAAGCUGCAGAUUGCGGUUUCUCUCUAGAGAAAUGGCAGAGAGAACGGGGUCACAGAGGGUCAGCUCACACACCUCCUGGCUAUGGAGAGGUACGGAAACCAGGAGCCCAGUGUCAGCAGGAGGAAAAACAGAGGAAGAGCUUGAAAAACAGGAUGAGACACGUUUGUGCUUAAGGUACUCAAUAAAGACUCUAAAGUGUCUGUGAAACUCCUUAUUGAAGGAGACAGUCUGCUCGGACAGGAAGUCCAGAGGUGAAAUGGAUCCACCGUAACAAAAAGGCUUAUGGCCGGGCAAAUUUUUGUACCUCUUCAUGUCUUCAUCUAUUUGUAUCCAUCUCUUCAAAACUCACUCACACUCUGAGUGUCUGGGGUUGUCAUGAACAUCUAGGAUCAUCUUCGAGUGAUGGGCCUUUCUGGCCUUCCACACAUCCCUCAGAUCCUCCGUUACGCCUACAAAACUUCCUGGUCCCUUGACAGUAAGAGGGCCAGAGUGGGCCCAUCUAUCAGUGCAGCCUCGACUUUGAUCACACUUCAAACCUGAGGCCGACUGCGGGGGAUUAAAACAACCCCACUUCGCUUUUGAAGUGCCAUUCAGUGGCUCAGAUGGCAGAGAAGGGGAAUUAAUGUUGUGCGUGUCCUUUCCUUCACAAAGUCUCCUUUAACAGCUCCCUGAAGAUCUCCAACCUCAAUCUUCUUUCUUAACCAACUAGCAAAACAGCUUUGGCAAAACUGAGCCGCACCCACUAUCAGUCCUUGGUGCACACCAGAAACUCUACAGAUGGUAUUCGGACAAUUAACAGCUUUUGUUGGUGCAACAGAUUCUGAUGAGCAAUGCUGGACUGGACUGGUGGUUGAGGAUAACGUACAGUGGAGCGAUACAAUCCAGAUAAGUUUCAUUAGUGGAAAGCUGUUCAUUCCCUGUCUAUGUCACUGGGAGUCGCCACAAGAGGGAGGGACUUAAGCAUAGAGGGACAAUGCUUGUGUUUGUGCAACGGCCCCUGAGUGGCGGCUGGCUCUGUCGGAUCUCUUGUGCCUGACUACGGCUGCUGCACACAUUGUCAGCGUGCAGAGGGGGAAGUGGACGGCUUGAUCCGACCGGUCAAUGCACUGACAGAGCAAGUUCCAAGGUGAUUUAUUUUGACCAAAGAGUGGCUGUUCAUCCUAAAAGGAAAGGUGUGAAGGUGUGAAGGCUGGCCGGGUGGGUCGUGGACGGUUUGUGCUGACACUUUUGCAGCAGAGAGAGAAGAAUUGGAGGAAAUCAGUUAAAGUGUGGCCAAAAUGGCCGAGAAGAAAGUGAGCCUCCCUGCUAAGCUGAUUAAUGGGGGUGUGGCUGGACUGGUGGGCGUGACCUGCGUGUUUCCCAUUGAUCUGGCCAAGACCCGCCUCCAAAACCAGCAGGGUGCUCGCGUUUAUAGUGGAAUGCUGGACUGUUUGGCAAAGACGAUCAAAGUGGAGGGCUACUUUGGCAUGUACCGAGGUGCAGCCGUGAAUCUGACACUGGUCACUCCAGAGAAAGCCAUUAAACUGGCUGCCAAUGAUGUCUUCAGACAGAAGCUCUCCAAAGAUGGAAAAUUAGCUCUGUGGGGGGAAAUCCUUGCGGGCUGUGGAGCCGGAACCUGUCAGGUGGUAGUCACCACCCCCAUGGAAAUGCUAAAAAUACAACUACAGGAUGCUGGAAGGUUGGCUGCUCAGCGGACUGUCACUGCCUCUGCCUCUGCUUCUGCCGCUGGUCCGACCCCCUCGCUGGUUGCCUCUCGAGCAGCACAGCCAGGCACCAACACCCCUCCUCGACCCUCAGCGACCCGUAUUACCCUGGAGCUACUUAAGACCCGAGGACUCAGGGGACUUUAUAAGGGAGCAGGUGCUACACUGAUGAGGGAUGUCCCAUUCUCCAUGAUCUACUUCCCGCUGUUCGCCAACCUCAACGCCGUGGGCCGCACUGAGGAUCCCCAUAGCAACCCCCAGGAGCGGGCCCCCUUCCUGCAGUCUUUCGUGGCUGGCUGCAUGGCCGGAUCAGUGGCGGCAGUAGCUGUCACUCCCCUGGAUGUUAUAAAGACCCGUCUACAGACCUUACAGAAAGGGGAAGGAGAGGACUCCUACAGAGGCAUCAUCGACUGCGUACAGCGUGUUUUAAAACGUGAAGGACCAUCUGCGUUUCUUAAAGGAGCAACGUGUCGAGCUUUGGUCAUCGCUCCGCUCUUUGGCAUCGCUCAGGGCGUGUAUUUCCUGGGCGUCGGCGAGCACGUGCUGGGGCUGCUGGGAUAGCGGCAGGUGACGGUACCUCAGUCAUCAAACACACAGUACUGUUUCUACAUGGGCCAAGGGAUGAAGAUGAGAGAUGAAGGAAGACAUGGUGAUGUUAAAAGAAGCCCCCCGACUUUAUUUGCGAUGAGGUAAAUAUGGAGGGAAAUUCACAACCAAAGGAGGUUCAGACACUUUGGAGAACAGAGGAGGGUUGUGUAACGCUAACAUAAAAGCCUAUAUUGCACUCUAACCAUGUUUAAGUACCUAAAAACUACAAACAGGGUCCUGUUCUGACUAAUCUGGCAGGGAUUUUUGUCCACAAUUUUUGUCCAAUUAAUAGUUUUUAUGCCUAUAGCUACAAUCAGUUUUAAACCAACAUGAUUUGUGAUAAUCAAUUUAUUGGUUGUGAACAGGGUCGAUGUGUAUUUAGAAAGGCAUGGAAGCCCAUUUCCACCAAGGAAUAAAAAAAUAAUGAUCAUUGUAACUUUUUAUUUUACGAUUCAGACUUUUUUCCUCACAAUUCUAAGAAAGAAAAGUCAGAAUUGUGCUCAGAAUUUACAUCUCACAAUUCUGUUUUCUUUUUCCUGCCACCAAAUAAAAAAUUUAUAAAAGCCAAUUGUGUGUUUAUCUCACAAUUCUGUGAAGUAACAUCUCGCAAUUCUGACUUUUUUCUCGCAAUUCUAAGUUUAUGUUUCACAAUUCUAAGUUUAUAUCUUGCACUUCUGACUUUUUUUUCUCUGAAUUCAGAGUUUACAUCUCACAAUUGUUUCUGCCACCAAAUGAAAAAUAAAAAAGGUAAUUGCGACUGUUUCUCACAAUUCUGAGUUUACAUCUUGCAGUUCUGUUUAUAUCUGACUUUUUUGCUCAGAAUUCUGAUUUUAUAUUUCUUACUUCUGACUUUUUUCCUCAAAAUUCUGAGUUUACAUUUCACAAUUCUGUAUUUUUUUUCCCACCAUUGGAUGAAAAAAUGUAAAAUGUAAUUGCGAUUGUUUCUCACAAUUCUGUGUAUAUCUCAAUUCUGACUUUUGUCCAUAGAAUUGUGUUUACAGCUCAAAAUUGGGACUUUUUUCUCUGAAAAAAUUGUGAGAUAAAAAGUCGCAAUUAACUUUACAUUUUUUUUAUUCUGUGGCAAAAACGGGCUUCCAUAGAGAGGAGACCUGAAUCAAAGUUGAUAUGUAUCUGUAUCAUUUAAAUUUAUGUUUUGGCUUUGUACUGCUGAUUACCACCAUUUAAACAGCAAAAAAUAAGCAGAAACUGGGUUUAGUGUCUGCUGACCUAUUCGGGCGGCUGCUUUAAUUCUCGUCUCUCAGUAAAUCUCAGUCUCUACUUGUGAAGAGACUGCUGGACAUUGCAGCAGAGGCCUUGUCCUUCUAUUAUAUGUUCCUCUGCGGGACAAAAUUCCUUGUAGGUUAUAUAAUGUUGACCUAAUAUUUUUUAAUGCUUCUUUAAAUGAUUUUGUUGAGUGCACAAUAAAUUAAAAUGCAACAAAGCCUUAUCUUUGCCACUCAAGUCUUUCACUGAAAAAUAACAAAAUAUAAUUACCAGUGGCUUUUAAAGUGUAUAUAUAUAUAUAUAUAUAUAUAUAUAUAUAUAUAUAUGGUUCAUUCUUAUGUAGAGAACUGAGUUUUUUCACAUUCGGUAGAGUGAAAAAUAGAGAAAUGAGAUCUUGAAUGGUUUAAUUUUGAGUGUACUUCUGUGAAAAGAAACAAUAGCAUAAAAAUGUAAGAUAUUUUCAUUUCAAAUACAGUACUUUAAUAAUACCAAGAAAGAGAUAAUUUUAAUCAUAUGUAGUGGCAUAUUCCUGGAAGACAAGACUUGAUUUUUGAGAAAAAAAACAAUAUAUCUCAGAGGCUUCAUAUUCAUAUGUUAUACUAAAUAAUUGUAAUGAGCAACAAGCAAUCUGUAUUAAAUAUGCAACACUGAUAUAGGCAUCUCUGCUUAUUAAAUCACUGAAGAGCUUUUGUAUUUUGAUGUUUCUUGAAAACAUGGUCUGGAGUCAUUUGAUUAUGCAAAACAUUGUUUGUGCACCACAACUGAUGCUAAUUU
Messenger RNA from Onychostoma macrolepis, 6818 nucleotides. RefSeq names its product solute carrier family 25 member 18 (gene slc25a18). Gene Ontology annotation, biological process: malate-aspartate shuttle; aspartate transmembrane transport; L-glutamate transmembrane transport. The record is from RefSeq and is a predicted model, not a curated record. The transcript is spliced from 14 exons. NCBI's taxonomy places the organism in Eukaryota, Metazoa, Chordata, Actinopteri, Cypriniformes, Cyprinidae. Gene Ontology annotation, molecular function: L-glutamate transmembrane transporter activity; L-aspartate transmembrane transporter activity. Bases 3807 to 4793 code for a protein of 328 amino acids.